Boleophthalmus pectinirostris (great blue-spotted mudskipper) is the source of this 1286-nucleotide messenger RNA. RefSeq lists its product as uncharacterized. The transcript has 8 exons. The record is from RefSeq and is a predicted model, not a curated record. Bases 462 to 1127 code for a protein of 221 amino acids. Lineage: Eukaryota; Metazoa; Chordata; Actinopteri; Gobiiformes; Gobiidae.
UCUGCGCAAUUACGCGCAUCGAUGUGACAAGACAUCAAUGUUUCAUAGUCGUUUGUACAAUUAAGAUUGAAACCUGGAUUUAAAAAAUGUAUACCAUUUACAUCUAAUAGGCUAAAUAAGAACAAUGCAGGAAACAAAACUUACCAGAUGUUUCACACAGGAUGAUCCCCACAAUGAGAAAGAUCAAAUAAACCAUAUCGCCAAAUUGCUAAAAUAAAAAACAGAAACUUUAAAAUAACCUAUGCUGUAUUCUAAAUUAAAAUACCACGUGUGAUAGCCUAAUAGCACAAGAAAACAGAUCAGUUGUUACCUUAAUGUUAAUCCUAAAAGAGUGGCUUCAUUUCCAGUAGGUCUAGUCUAUUUCCGCCCGUUCAUGAGAAAAGAUCUCUUCCUGAAACGGUUUAUUGGGAAACAUAUUGCGCAAGUCUUUCCGUGGAAGGACGUCCCACUCGUUUUAUCAAAUGCAGGCUCUCCUCUUCGCCAGGAGACGGCGCUAUUGUUCACUGACGCACUGGGCUGAAGGUACAGAGCCUGAUGAGCGUCUCUUUUCUGGCACUGCUGCAGACGCGGCACGGGUAACCAAAAUGUCCAGGGAAACCUUUGACACUGCACCACCAGCAUCCAAAGUCUGGAUUGCUUUGAAGCGCCUAGAUAAAAAUGAUGACAGAGUCAUUGCACUUCGUGAAGUGCUGAUUCCACCAGGAGCUGAUUUAACAGCAGUUAUUCAUAUUUUCACAAGUACAUUUCGACUGAAUUCACCAAACCUUAUAUUAAAGAUCAGAAAUCAUCGUGGCUUUUUGAUUCCUUUAAAUGGCUCAGUUCCUGUUAACAGCAAACAUAAGCCAUAUGUACUUGAGGUGACUAACGUCUUUCAGCAUGUGGCUGUAAAGACCCGGACCAUUCCCAUGAAUGUGAUCAACAAGAGCAUGAAAACCAGGCUACAUAUCAUUGAUAGAAGGAUUCAAAGAUUGGAGGAGUUGCUACCUCAGAUUAAACAGAGACACAAUGAAAAAUUGACCCAGGAGAUAGAAUGCCUCACCCAAAAGUUGAAUUUCCUUCACAGAAGAAUGCAGAUAGCUGAUUCUCACACCUGGAAGGGAAUGCUGACCAGAGCCCCUUUAUGGUGAAAAUCUGGAAAAAGUAGACAUUUGAAUGUUAAAAUACAUAAUUUUUGUCUGACCUUUAAUCCAAUAAAAGGUGAAUACAGAAAAUCCACUGCAACAGUAGGCCCACUAUCAACUUCUUUGCCAUCACUGAUAUCUACAAAUUAGUGACACACGUACAUU